CGCCUCCCGCCCCCUGCAUUGCUGCUGCUGCUGCUGGCCGACAUGGACGUGGUGAAUCAGCUGGUGGCCGGGGGUCAGUUCCGGGUAGUCAAGGAGCCCCUUGGUUUCGUGAAGGUGCUGCAAUGGGUCUUUGCCAUCUUCGCCUUUGCCACAUGCGGCAGUUACAGCGGGGAGCUUCGGCUGAGUGUGGACUGUGUCAACAAGACUGAAAGUGACCUCAGCAUCGAGGUCAAGUUCGAGUACCCCUUCAGGCUGCACCAAGUGUACUUUGACGCCCCCACCUGCCAAGGAAGCAAUACUAAGAUCUUUUUGGUGGGGGACUACUCCUCUUCAGCUGAAUUCUUUGUCACGGUGGCUGUGUUUGCCUUCCUCUACUCCAUGGGGGCUCUGGCCACCUACAUCUUCCUGCAGAACAAGUACCGAGAGAACAACAAAGGGCCCAUGCUGGACUUUCUGGCCACGGCAGUGUUCGCCUUCAUGUGGCUGGUUAGCUCAUCGGCGUGGGCCAAGGGACUGUCAGAUGUGAAGAUGGCCACAGACCCAGAGAACAUUAUCAAAGAGAUGACUGUCUGCCGCCAGGCGGGGAACACAUGCAAGGAGCUAAGAGACCCUGUGACCUCUGGCCUCAACACCUCAGUGGUGUUCGGCUUCUUGAACCUCGUGCUCUGGGUCGGCAACCUGUGGUUCGUGUUCAAGGAGACAGGUUGGGCCGCCCCGUUCCUGCGUGCACCCCCCGGCGCCCCCGAGAAGCAGCCGGCGCCCGGAGACGCCUACGGGGAGGCCGGCUACGGGCAGGGCCCCGGCGGCUACGGGCCCCAGGAUUCCUACGGGCCCCAAGGUGGCUACCAGCCCGAUUACGGGCAGCCCGCUAGCGGCGGCGGCGGCUACGGGCCCCAGGCUGACUACGGGCAGCAAGGCUACGGCCCACAGGGGGCGCCCACCUCCUUCUCCAAUCAGAUGUAACCUGGUCAAUACAGCCCAGGAGGACCCUAUGGGUGGGCAAGAGCCCAGGAGAAGGCCUGCUCCCCUCCCUAUCCCACCCCCAGGUCUCCACCCCUCAAAUUAGGAGACCUUGUCUUUGCUGUUUAUAUAUAUAUGUAUACAUACAUAUAUAUAUGUGUGUGUGUGUGUGUGUAUAUACAUAUAUCUCUGUCUGAGGCCUGCCCUCACUCCUCUUCUCCCCAUGCAUUAGGGGCCUAGCCUUGAGUAGGCCCCUCUCUCAAUACUGUCCCUUCCUCUGCAUCCCUCAACCCCUCUCUGCUCCCCAGCCCUGUCCCCUGAGGUUGGAGGGCUCUGGAAGGGGACAGACCUUGGCUGUGUGGGGAGGGCGGAUGUGACUUCAGACUCUCUCCUCUUUCUCCCUCCCCUUCUCCCAACUCUGGCCUUCAUUCUUCCAGCAAUGCCUGAACAGGGGCCAUUAGGGGACAUUUCAAUCCUGAGUGUGGGAGAAAGGCAGAGACUGGGUGGGGGCUCGGGGUGGCAAGGACAGCUUGGGACCCAAGGGUAGUCUUAAAUGAAAGCUCUGGAAGGGAGCAGACAUUUGGGUUCCAGACAUACUGGAGUCUGAAGAUGGGGACACUUAGCAGCAGGGCUUGGAAAGAAGCUGAAAGCAUAGUUUGAGUAGGGAUGGGGCUUUGGAGUAGGACCUGGCUCUCUGGAAAGGGUGUGACAUGGCAGAUGGGAGCAUGGUUUGGAAGAAGUCAGAAUUAUUCUAGAGGAAGUGGAGCUUGAACCAGCAGGAAGGGAAGCUCCAGAAUAGAGACGGCUUAGAUUCAGACCAGAGUCUAUGGAAGGAGUGUGCCUUGAAAACUACAGCAGACUGAGCUUGGUUCAGUUCUUGAAUGCAGUUCUUGAAAAACGCAAGUUGAUUUCAGGAUGGGGCCACACACUUGGGGUGAGGCCACGACCAUGGCCUAGAUGAACAGAAGCUUAGAGCGGGGCAACGAUGUUAGUUUCAGAAGGGGCAGACAGCCCACCACCUCCCAAUAGAGCAACAAAAAGCCAGUGGGCUUGCGCAGUAGGAGAAAGAGUGCUUGUUCCGGGGUGCAGGUUGUGUUUUGUGGGGUGUGGGCAGCAGGGAUGUCCCUAGUCAAGACUAGGGGGUAAUCCCCUGGGCAAGUCUGCAAACAGGAGUAGCUUAAGAAGGGCUGUCAGGUAUGGGUUGGAGGAUGAGGGGUAGAGUCUAGAAAGAAGCACCCCUACAUCCUUGCCCAUCUUCAUGCCAGGACAACUAGGAUAUCAGAGGACAGAGCCAACAGGUCUGUGGGGCCCACCAACCCCGGUCCCUUCCUCCCUCCCCAAUUUCCUCCCUCCCAUCCCACCCCUGGGGUGGUUGGAAGCCGGGUCUGGAGCCCCAUCCUGCACCCUCUGCUGUUCUGUGAUGUCGGUAGUGCCUGUGAUCGUGCGUUGCCAUUUUGUCCGGCUGUGGCCCUCCCCUCCUCCAGACCCCCCCGCUCCCCCUGACCCCCUUAGGUAUUGUUUGAAGACCCCCCCUCCCCAAGGAAGAACAAAUAUGAUGAAUUCUCCUCCCCUGAAUAAACUCAACCACCUAGUCAGCCCCGCUC
Molecule: messenger RNA, 2564 nt
Organism: Echinops telfairi (small Madagascar hedgehog)
Lineage: Eukaryota; Metazoa; Chordata; Mammalia; Afrosoricida; Tenrecidae
Gene: SYP
Product: synaptophysin
Exons: 7
Coding region: 43-963 (306 amino acids)
Cellular component (GO): presynaptic active zone; synaptic vesicle membrane; synaptic vesicle
Source: RefSeq, a predicted model, not a curated record